Molecule: messenger RNA, 346 nt
Organism: Oppiella nova
Lineage: Eukaryota; Metazoa; Arthropoda; Arachnida; Sarcoptiformes; Oppiidae
Source: the annotation of a GenBank genome assembly
AAUAGUUAAUAAGUGCUAUGAUGAAUUUAAUUUCACUCCAAGGAUAUUUACUACAUGUGUUUGUGUGUAUUAGUAACUGCUAAUAAGUGGAAAUUUUCUGUCAAUGGCUGAGGCACCAGAAGUACCGGACAGUGACCUAUCAUCGGACGACUGGGACUACCGGUCCCGGUCCUCAAGUGCCGACUCUGUCCACCAGUCCAUGAUAUUCACGGCCCGACAGGUGUCGUGCGACUCGGACUCGUCGAGUCUGGACCUGUCUUACCUGAAUCUGGACUCGAGCUCAUUGGGCGCCAAUGUAUCCCAAUUCAACUCGACCUCAUUGGCCACAAUCAACUUAAGCGGCAAU